Molecule: messenger RNA, 1817 nt
Organism: Clarias gariepinus (North African catfish)
Lineage: Eukaryota; Metazoa; Chordata; Actinopteri; Siluriformes; Clariidae
Gene: znhit3
Product: zinc finger, HIT-type containing 3
Exons: 5
Coding region: 164-616 (150 amino acids)
Biological process (GO): snoRNA localization; maturation of LSU-rRNA from tricistronic rRNA transcript (SSU-rRNA, 5.8S rRNA, LSU-rRNA); box C/D snoRNP assembly
Cellular component (GO): nucleus; pre-snoRNP complex
Molecular function (GO): protein binding
Source: RefSeq, a predicted model, not a curated record
ACGCUAGAUUACCCGCAGUGUAGUGUUCAUGUAAAGGGAGCAAGAGUGUAUUUAGUAACCAGCUGAAUGAGAGGAAGCGUGUUUGUUUUUCACUGUUUCAGCGUUAGACAUUUUUAAUUUUUUUGGUGAAACUUAGUUUAAUUACGUUUUUUUUCACGCAGUCAUGCAGCGUUGUGUAGUUUGCAGCGAGCAGAUUUCCAAAUAUAGAUGUCCUGUGUGCAGAAUAAGAUACUGUUCUGUAGGAUGUUUUAAGAAACACAAAGGUGAUGACUCAUGCCAGCCAGUGCAAGAUGCCGCACCUCCUGCACCCGCACCGUGUCUGGAUUCCUGUUCGAGUGGGGCAGAGCCAUGGAUGGUUGAUGACCUUCUGGAUGAGGACAGUCAGUCUGACCGAGUUCCUGUGCAGCAACUUCAGCUUUUAGGUGAAUCUAAGGAUCUGAAGACUCUGCUGCAGAACCCACACCUGAGAAAUCUGAUGCUGUCUGUCUAUUCAGCUCGGGAUAAAGACAAAGCCAUGAAGAACGCCAUGCAGGAGCCAUUGUUUGUAGAGCUCGCCAACCAGUGCUUACAGAUUGUUGAGCCAACAGAAGUACAAGAUGAUAAUGACGAUGAUUAGGAAAGUAAUUAGUAUGAGUAAGGACAUUAACUCAGGCUAGUGCUUGAAGAAGAACACGAUAUGUUUACAGACUGAUUUCUAGGAUUGUUAAAGGACAAAAGAUGGAAUAUACUUCAUUCUACUCUUCACUGGAUUCCAGUAGUUUAAGACUUAAAACUCCCUUGCAGAUGGUGUUUAACAGUAAGAGUAAGUUCAAAUCAAACCAGGGCUUGUGAUGACUGUUUUCAUGAAUAAAGGCAUGAAACUGAUUCACAUUUAUAGAAAACUUGCCAACGUUUUAAAGAAGGUUAUAUAGUGUUUCUUUAAAUAUAAAUUUGUAAGGUCCACUUACCAAAUUUCCAUUCAGUCCGAGGUCUGGAAAAGUGACAGUCCAAUUCCAAAUAGAGAACUACAAAAAAAGGCAAACCCAAAACUUUCUAACUGUAUAGAAAAAUUACAUGGUAUGCCUUUUAGUGUGAAAGGUGACACCUUCUUUGUGCCACCAGUUGUUUUGUAUUUGGGAUCAGAUGCAGACCUGUGUCCGCCUAUUGAGUACCCCAGCUAUACACCGUGAACGACACACUGCAGGCGUUCCCUUGAACAUUCUUCAAAUAAAAAAACCUGAUCCUAAAAAAUUGAUGGAGAACUUGUUGCUAACUUGAAGAAGAGUUAUCUAUCUACUAUCUAAAGUUACUUUGUGGUUACCGGUUUGAUUAUUCUCCAUAUACUAUAACAUAUACUGCAACCAAAUAAAAUGUAAUUUAAAAAAGACCAACAUACCUGUAAAUAAAGAACUGCUUGGUUAUAAAAAUGAAACAAACUCACAAAUCCAACAUAUCAAAUUUAUUAGCUUAUUUAUAAUCUUAAAAAGAAACCGGUCAUAAUUGUACUAAAUCUCAAAAAUGUUACAUUAACAUUGUAUGUAUAUAUAUAUAAAUAUAUUUUAACAUGUGGACCUGAAAGAAAAAGAAAAAAAAACUCAGCAAGUCAAAACAGUAAAAUAGACAGAAAUCAUUUCCUGGUUAAAUCAUAAAUUGUCUGUGCAACGAGCUUUAAAUAAAUCAGAAACGUUCCGUACCAAGUACACAGUACUAAACAGUACAAAGACGUUCCAGGUAAUGUGUUCUGUCUGUUUCUCCAAGAUCUAAAUCCUAAAUGAAAACCAUAAUUUGAUCAUGAACUAAUUUAAAUAAAGAAAUGUUUAUUUCUGAUAUGCUUUGAA